This is a messenger RNA of Corythoichthys intestinalis (scribbled pipefish), 2836 nucleotides long. It is a transcript of the gene nptnb, whose product is annotated as neuroplastin b. The record is from RefSeq and is a predicted model, not a curated record. The transcript is spliced from 9 exons. Gene Ontology annotation, molecular function: cell-cell adhesion mediator activity. Lineage: Eukaryota; Metazoa; Chordata; Actinopteri; Syngnathiformes; Syngnathidae. Gene Ontology annotation, cellular component: plasma membrane; axon. Gene Ontology annotation, biological process: dendrite self-avoidance; homophilic cell-cell adhesion; axon guidance. Bases 545 to 1729 code for a protein of 394 amino acids.
UCAAAAUACAACAAGACGAAGAUGAUGAAGGAGGAAGAGAUGCACCAGUCACGUCGUGUGAAAUAAACAACAAGCUCGAGGGUGGUAGAAAUGUAAUCGUCACUAUCCGUGCGUAAUUACGCACCAUUUUAAAGCCCUUCGAGAGAGCGCGAGCCAAUGCGCAUCGGCGUGCGCAUCUUUGAAUCUUCCCAACUACGCUGUGGACAAUCGCUCUGACACCCCUCCCUCCCUCUAUCCAACCUCCUCUGCAAUCCGACGAGGCUUCUCCGCCGCCGAUGGCCGCACAUCGGCAUCCCUGAGAGCCGCCGGCCGCUUCCACACCAUUCAUCGCCUCCCUUUUCCACAGAAGGGAACCACCCAUCGGCUGCCCCCCCAUUCCUGCAACCAUAAAUCAAGGAAUCUGCUGCCAUGCUGCGCGCGUCUCUUUACCUCCACCAUCACCAUCAUUAUUAUUAUCAUUAGUCAAGCUUGUGAUUGACACAAGAUUAUCCAUUUCCCUCACCCUCCCUUUGCAUUUUUGGGGGCCGAGCGAGACCACGACGGGAUGCGUCCUGGUGCAGUGAUGUUGCUCCUGGUGCUUCUGGGCAACUUGAUGUCGCCCUUCGUCACGGCUCAAAACGCUGGGUUCAAGAAGUCGCCGAUGUCUGAGACCAAGCUUACGGGGGACACCUUCGAGCUCUACUGCGACGUGCUUGGUAACCCCACCCCAGAAAUCCAAUGGUGGUAUUCCGAAAUCAACAGAGCAGACUCCUUCAAGCAGCUGUGGGACGGAGCCCGCAAGCGUCGAGUUUCAAUUAACACGGCCUAUGGUACCAAUGGUGUUAGUGUGUUAGGUAUCACACGCCUCACACUAGAAGACUCUGGAACUUACGAGUGCCGGGCAAGCAAUGACCCCAAGCGAAAUGACCUGCGACAAAACCCUGCUAUCACCUGGAUUAGAGCCCAGGCCACCAUUUCUGUGCUACAGAAACCGAAGAUCAAUGCAUCUGAUCAGAUCAUCUUGCCGGUGGACUCCCCUGGUGUACCUGUUAGUCUACAUUGCAACCUCACUACUGCCCACACCCCACACACAGAGAGUUUUUGGGUGAAGAAUGGACGAGAAAUUGCUAAUACACGGACUGAGCAGCGGAGCACAGCAUACAGAAUUGUUAAACCACGGGCUGAUGACUCUGGGGAAUACAUGUGUGUAUACACAUUUGAAAUGGCUCCAAAUGCAAAUGCUACGAUUGAAGUAAAAGCAAAACCCGUUAUCACCGGCCACAAACGAAGUGAAAAUAAAAAUGAAGGGGAAAAUGCAACGAUGUACUGCAAGUCGGUUGGGUAUCCACAUCCCACCUGGACAUGGCGUAAAUUGGAAGGGACUUCAUCUAUAGACAUCGACAACUCUACUGGACGCUUCUUCAUCACAAAUCGAGACAACUACACCGAGUUGAAUGUCAUAAACCUGGAUUUAAACACAGAUCCUGGGAAGUAUGAGUGUAAUGCGACCAAUGCUAUUGGGACAACUGCUGAAAUUACCAUCCUCCGGGUACGAAGCCAUCUCGCGCCACUUUGGCCAUUCCUGGGCGUGCUUGCGGAAAUUAUCAUCCUCGUAGUCAUCAUUGUUGUGUACGAGAAACGCAAGAGGCCAGAUGACAUCAUUGAUGAUGAUGAGCCAGUUGCACCAAUGAAAACCAAUUCUACAAACAACCACAAAGACAAAAACGUUCGCCAAAGGAACACAAAAUAAGCAACCGACUCAAAUGAGAUGGGAAAACGCUACGUGGCGGCAUCUGAGUUGCGGCCAGUCUUAAGGGAGGAAAAAUUAAAUAAAAUAUCUUGUCUCUUUUUACAAGAAACAAUAUCAGCAUAACACUGGCAACAAAGAGAAAGUGGAGUGGAAAGUCUUAAAGCAUGCCUUGUCGCGUGGAGAUGUCAAGAUGACAAACAGUGACUAUAAAUCACCACAGAGGUGUACACAUUUUUUUCCUGAUGUGAUGUUGAUGUCUUCAUAUUUGAUUUGAAUCCUGGCCCUCAGAUGAGGCAACCUUCCCUUUUGUAUGACAUAUCAUGUAAAUGCAUGCAAAGUUACGCAAUAGGAUACUCAGAAUAGACAUCUUCUGUUGUUAUACCUCAUGUGGCUUUUGUUUUGCAUCCCAAAAGGUUUUUUUAUUGUCAUGCUAAAAUAUAUAUAUUUAUAUAUAUAUAUAUACACACAUAUAUAUAUAUCUAUAUAUAUAGUCUUCUUCCUCUUGAACAUUUGUACAGCAUAUCAUGGUCAUUUAAUGUUUGAUUUUGUGACGAUGAGUCCACUUUUAAUAGGUCUUUUAUCGUGAAGCAAGGGCUUCAGUGACUGGCAGUAUUUAAAUUUAAUGGAGAGUGAAUACAGAAAUUUGUGUGUUAAACUUAACUAAAUAUCAAUGGUAUGUGUAUUAUUUUAAUUUCCUUUUGAGAGUAAUUUAGAGCGUCUUGUAUACGUUGCAGUAUGAGUGUUAAAAUGAUAGGAAAUCUGUAAAAAAAAAUAUUUUUUUUAACAUUUCCUAAUUUAAUGAAUAUUUUUAUUUUGUAUUUUUCUUUGACUAUAUAGCAUGGCUAUAAUCCUAUGCAAAAUGUAUUCUUGAAUAGAUUAAAUGGAGGGCAGUUUGUUUUAAUCUGUCAAGCUUUAAUAUCGUGGGAUCCCUUGGAAGCUGGCAUAGUGACAUUAACUGCUGUAGCUGCAUGACUCCUCCUUUCAAUACAAUGUACUGAUGAUGUGUGUUGCGAUGGGAAACGGACCUGCUUUGUUGUGUGAACAGAGGGACCAGAGUAUAUAGCCACGAUCAAACAUAAGACCAAUAUUUUUUUUCUAAAUAAAAAA